Messenger RNA from Hyalella azteca, 2518 nucleotides. RefSeq names its product collagen alpha-1(VIII) chain. The record is from RefSeq and is a predicted model, not a curated record. The transcript has 5 exons. NCBI's taxonomy places the organism in Eukaryota, Metazoa, Arthropoda, Malacostraca, Amphipoda, Hyalellidae. Bases 612 to 1622 code for a protein of 336 amino acids.
UCGUGGCAACAUACGGUUAACAAACGCAAGGGAAUUGCAAGUAGUUUUGAUUUCUAAAUUGUAAUUGUCGUCAGACUUUAUGGAUUACUGCUCUUCUCCAUGUUUUCGAUUAUGUUUCGACGUCUAAUCAUCUCACGAAGCCUACUGACUUGAAUACUAAUUGCAAAAAUUCGUAUUAGUUGCGAACUAAAUUUUAGUGAGCACUUAGUUAACUGAUUGGAGAAACUGUUUUUUCUAUUGUAUUAAAGUGAAGGUAAUAAUAUUGUGACAUAUUUCGUGCCAAUCUAGACUGUGAAUCGCUCAUGCAUUUCAAAAGACCUCGUGUAUGGCCUCGUACAGCAUUCAUCGGACAGUGCCCGAUGAAUGCCACCUCUGUGCGCCGCCCUCAGUUGGUGCGCUGAGGCAGCGCAGGUCGAAGACGGCACUCCGGUGCUACGCUGUAGCUCACAAGUGAGACUUCUUCCGUGUCUUGAUGUCCCGAGUUGCGCUUGUCGAUGUGAAUUGUUUGAAGCGAACAAGCGAGUUUGAUGGAACUUGGGAAACAAGCGAGUUUGAUGGACUUGGAACAUCAAUAACUGUUUUUUUUCCUACUCGGUUAUUGACGCAGGAAUAUGACUCGUCUCAGCAUGUCCUUCUUAGUAGGAUCUUCACUGCUCCUGAUGUCUGCAGGGUUAGCGGUUUCAUUAAACCAUGAAAACUACACAAAAUUUCCUGCUGGAGUUUUAGUUUCAUCGAUCAAGAAGCGUGAAGUUGAGCUGACCGAGCCUUGCUCGAUCCCAGCCGAUGCUGACCCCAGUGACUCGUACCCCGACUACCCAGAGUGUCGCGACGGCAGCUGUCCGCCGUGCAGACCUCGCGGUCAGUCCAAACCCCAAGGGCGAGCCAAGACUCGCGUGCAGCCUCAGCCUCCUCCUCGGCGACCUCAAGUCCAGCCUCAACCUUCACGAGCUAACCCUGCAGGAGCCACGCGGCCUAAUCUCAGAUGCCUCGUCCAUCCCCAACCCGACCCCGUCCCAGAGUGCCUCCGCGCUCCGCUGCCGCCCCCCAUCCUGCCUCCCUCCAUUUGCCCCACGCGUCCUGGCACAAACCAACCUAUUGACCAGAACUUAAUUCUUGAUAUCAUUCGAAAGCAAGAACAAUGUCAGGCAGGAGGCGCGCAGUGCAGCGAUAGCGUCCAAGAGCUGCUGCUGCGGCUGGCGCUGCUGGAGGAGCGUCUCAGGACCGUCGACGAGGCCGAGACCAAACUCGAGAUUCACACGAGAUUGCUGGCGCAGAUGUCCAACAGGCUUGACGGCGGGCAAUUCGGGAAUCCAGGACCUCCAGGACCCGAUGGGCCGCAGGGCCUGCGAGGAGGCCGAGGCGAAAGAGGGCUACCGGGCCGGUGCACUAACAUCGGCAACGUAAACUUGGUUCGAGGCCCACAAGGAUACCCUGGGCCACCGGGUGACCCUGGCCCCCGUGGGGACAAAGUUUGCAAUUGCAACGGUGAAAAAGGGAGUCCUGGCUUCCCCGGCUACACCUACACAGGGAGUGAAGGACCUAGAGGUCCUAAAGGGGCCAAAGGAGCUCAAGGGAGAUCAUCUGUGCCUCCAGCGUCCUCCGUAGAACUAAGUCUUGUAUGAGCUCGCUUGCUAGCCAACACUUGUCUUAUGCGCGUAUAUCAUGUCUGCUUAAAUUGCAAGUUCACCAAGAAUUUAACAAUGGUAUUUUACUUGCAAGAAGAUAUUCUGAGCAAAUAAAAUUCCAGCAGAAUUCAUCUUAUCUAUAUCGAAAAAUAAAAUCAAUAAAAUUUUACUUUGCGUUCUCAAUUCUGUUAAAUUCGCGGUGAACAUGCGAUUCAAUCAGACUUAUGAUAAAUUCCAUCACAACGUAAUACAAUAAAUUGAACUAUGAGUUCACGCCCAAAAAAUUAACUGGGUAUACACGUUUGCGAAUAUUUCAUCGGGAUCGAUUACAUAUAAAUUUUUGGCCACAAUUACCUGAGUGACGACAACAGAAUAAAUGAUUUGACUAAUCGACUAUUGAUAGGAGUUAUUGAACAUGCUGUCUCUUCAGAACAUGCUGUUUCUCUUGAAGCAAUUUUAUGAAUAAUAUUUUUUGGAACUAUUGCUUAAAUCUAAAUGUAGAGUCGGAUUAUCAGGCAAAUUUUCAAAUGAAAUCCAUAAAUAAGACGAGCGUUAUGAAUUCUUUAUGAAAUGUAAAAAUUCUUAUUAUUUUUGGACUCUGUUACAUACGAUGUAGACGAUAAAAAUGUCCCUCCUAGUUUUACUCUCUGGCUAUUACCUAACUUCAACAACUGAAUAACUUUCCGCUUUUGGCAACGGUCGUAUUGCAAAAUUUCUAGAGUAUCAUUGUCUUGAUGAAUUAGAUUAAAAGAUGAUUCUUAGCGACGCUGCCACAAAAACAUUUCGAUGCUAAUUAUUAACUCAACAAAAUAAGGGUUUUGUCGAAUAAAAAUAACUGAAAAUUGUGUAUGUACACAGAGGCUAGAUUCAAUAUUAAGAAAAAGCAUUGACGA